This is a messenger RNA of Adineta steineri, 585 nucleotides long. NCBI's taxonomy places the organism in Eukaryota, Metazoa, Rotifera, Eurotatoria, Adinetida, Adinetidae. The record is from the annotation of a GenBank genome assembly.
AUGUAUACAUAUGCACGUGCUUUAGCACAAUUGAAUAAUCAAUUCCGUCUUCGUCGUGCUGUUGAUACUGACAAUGUUCCACUCGCUCAACUUAAUCAACAGAGUUUUUUUGAAACAUAUGUUGAUGAUUGUGAUACUCCUUAUAGUAAAGAUGAUAUAAAGAAGUAUUUUCGUACGUCAGUUAGUCCAGAAACAUUUGCAGAUAAAAUUGCCGAUUCAAAACAAGCAAUAUGGAUAGUUGAAGACAAAACAAAUGAUGAAAUUGUUGCAUUUGCUAAUGCUGGUCCAUAUAAUAUGCCUCUUUCCAAUGUUCAAGCAGAAAACGAUGGACAAUUUUAUCGACUCUAUAUUCAACGUAAUUAUCAAGAUUAUGGACUCGGUCAUUGUCUUAUGAAAGUGGCUUUAUCAUGGCUAGAAAAACAAUUUCCUGGACGACCUAUCUGGCUUGGAGUAUGGUCAGGUAAUUUGAAAGGUCAAGAAUUUCAUAAAAAAUACAAUUUUCAUAAAGUCGACGAACGAUAUUAUCAAGUUGGAAAAUUCAAAAGACAUAGCUUCGUUAUGCGACGUGACAGUUCUUCAUCCUAA